This is a messenger RNA of Thyridium curvatum, 1284 nucleotides long. RefSeq lists its product as uncharacterized. The record is from RefSeq and is a predicted model, not a curated record. Gene Ontology annotation, biological process: pyruvate decarboxylation to acetyl-CoA. The transcript has 2 exons. Gene Ontology annotation, molecular function: dihydrolipoyllysine-residue acetyltransferase activity. Bases 1 to 1284 code for a protein of 427 amino acids. Gene Ontology annotation, cellular component: pyruvate dehydrogenase complex. Lineage: Eukaryota; Fungi; Ascomycota; Sordariomycetes; Thyridiales; Thyridiaceae.
AUGGCCUCGCUCGCGUCUGCAUGCCGCCUGUCUGCCCGCCUGGCCAGGCGUCAAUUGGCACACGAUGCGACCGCCAGAGGCUUUAGGACCUCUGCCGCUGCCCUCGCCGCCCAGAACUUUACUAUGCCUGCGCUCUCGCCGACCAUGACCGAGGGAAACAUCGCUGCUUGGAAGGUCAAGGAGGGCGACAAGUAUGCUGCGGGCGAUGUGCUGCUGGAGAUCGAGACGGACAAGGCCACAAUGGACGUCGAGGCUCAGGAGGACGGUAUCAUGAUGAAGAUCAUGCAAGGAGAUGGCACCAAGGCCGUUCAGGUUGGCUCCCGGAUUGCCGUCAUCGCAGAGGAGGGGGACGAUAUCAGCUCGCUCGAGAUCCCCGCCGAUGAGAGCCCCAAGCAACAGAGCAAGGGCCAGGAGAGGCCCAAGCAACCCGAGGAGAAGCCAGCCGAGGCUCGCGCUGAGUCCGCUGGCGCAGACAAGGUGGCACAGCCAGCUCCGAAGAAGUCUGGCAAGGCGCAGAAGCAGACAUACCCGCUUCUGCCGUCAGUCGCCCAUCUGAUCAAGGAGAAGGGUCUCGACGAGUCGGCCAUCAGCGAGAUGACACCCACCGGCCCCAACGGGCGCCUUCUCAAGGGUGAUGUUCUCGUAUAUCUCGGAAGUGUCAACGCGGAUACACCUGCCGCUAUCACGGCCCGGUUCGACAAGCUGUCGCACCUCGACCUUAGCAACAUCAAGAUCGCCAAAAAGCCCGAGCCCAAGAAGGAGGAGAAGGCGGCGGCCAAGGCACCGGUUGUGGAGGACUCUCUCAUCACGCUACCUAUCUCUCUGGCACCAGUCAUUGAGGUCCAGAGGAAGAUCCAGGACACCCUCGGCGUAUUCCUACCCGUUUCUACCUUUGUCGCUCGCGCAACCGACGUCGCCAACGACGAGCUGCCCCGCUCUGCUGCGGUGAAGCCGACGGCCGACGAGCUCUUCAACCAAGUCCUUGGCCUGGACAAGCUGGAUGUCAGGGGCAGCCGUGGCUUCUACCUACCCCAGAUCUCCGCCGUCCCCCCUGCAUCGCUGAGCGCCAAGCGUCCUGCUGCCAAGCAGGCGGAUGUCAUUGACAUCCUUGCCGCUCCCACCAAGAAGGUUUCCAAGCCCAAACGAUCACUAGCACCUGGAGUAUCUACUGGCGUCAACGUAUUCAGCCUCGUUGUGCCCAAGGCUGAGGAGAAGAGGGCAAAGGUGUUCCUGGAGAGGGUAAAGCUGGUGUUGGAGAACGAGCCCGGAAGGCUGGUGUUGUAA